AUUCGAGAUCGAACCUCCACGCCACAGAUGGCGAACCUACGUUUUCAGUACUGGGAGGACUUCGUUCAGGCCUUAACUGGUUCUCAGAAUCUGACGAGUGGCAUGGUACAACGCUCGCCCAUCGAGGCAGAGCUCGACUGGGCGCGCAACCGUCCCGUUGAUGUAGCGUUCCGUGACUGCUCAGAAUUGGAAGGGUACGCAGAGGCAACCAACGCGCCCAUUCACUACGCUCUCGCUGAGGCCUUCGGUGUGUCCUCAUUGACUUUUAUGCUGGUCGUAUUCUCCUUAACUAAGCAUGCGGUUUGUGUCACAAUCAUUCUUCUAAACUCAGAUGUGGUAGCUCUUUGA
Molecule: messenger RNA, 348 nt
Organism: Hydatigera taeniaeformis
Lineage: Eukaryota; Metazoa; Platyhelminthes; Cestoda; Cyclophyllidea; Taeniidae
Source: the annotation of a GenBank genome assembly